AUGGCGACAACCAUAAAUACUGCAAAAGUAACGGGUGCAGAUGUUCCUGCAGACCUUCCAAUCAAGCGAUCAGUCCAUUCACAUGUCAACGGCAAAGGCAAGGGUAAUGGUAAUGGUAAUGGCUUCUCGCAGCCGCCACAACCCCUCGCUCAAACCCGAUCGACAUUUUUGACCAAGAAAUAUCGCCAUGUUGCUGCUGUGCAUUCGAAGGCGAGAACCUCAUGUCUCAGUCAUGAUUCUGAAUCCAGCGCGAGUUUUUUGGGGUUCCGCAACCUCAUGGUCCUUGUUUUGAUUGUUGGGAAUCUGCGAUUGAUGAUUGAGAACUUUCAAAAGUACGGAGUCCUAAUCUGCAUCCGAUGCCAUGACUACCGACGACAAGAUCUCGUUUAUGGCGCCGCAUUAUACUUCCUCAUACCAUGCCACCUCUUCGUUGCCUACGUCGUCGAACUCGCCGCUGCCCAACAAGCUCGAGCAUCACUGAAGGGAGGCAGGAAGAGGAGCGGGACGGCUACACCUGGCGGGAGCUACAUUGCCUCGGAUGAAGAACGCCGCAAGUUUCAAUCGACAUGGAAAUUGAUAGCUUGGAUUCAUGGGAUCAAUAUCACGUUCUGCCUAGGCAUUACCUCUAUAAUCGUCUACUUCUUCAUCCACCACCCCCUCAUUGGGACCCUCAGCGAAGUACACGCUGUUAUCGUCUGGCUCAAAACCGCGUCUUACGCCUUCACAAACCGCGAUUUGCGACACGCGUAUCUACACCCUUCAAAACGAGACGAGGAUGCGUUGCCAGAGAUAUACAACAAGUGUCCGUAUCCGCAAAAUGUUACUUUGAGUAAUCUCAAUUACUUCUGGUGGGCACCAACUUUGGUUUACCAACCUGUGUACCCACGUACUACCAAGAUUCGCUGGAUUUUUGUUCUCAAACGGCUGGCUGAAUGUUUCGGGUUGAGUGUAUUCAUGUGGAUCGCAUCUGCUCAAUACGCAGCUCCAGUCCUACGAAACUCACUUACGACAAUCUCAUCUCUAGACCUCCCUUCAAUCCUCGAACGGCUCAUGAAACUCUCAACCAUAUCACUAGUGAUCUGGCUAGCAGGCUUCUUUGCACUUUUCCAAAGCUUCUUAAAUGCAUUGGCGGAAGUCAUGAUGUUUGGUGAUCGCGAGUUUUAUACGGAUUGGUGGAAUUCCCCUAGUGUCGGAGUUUAUUGGAGAACGUGGAAUAAGCCUGUGUAUCACUUUAUGAAAAGGCAUGUGUUCUCGCCAUUGAUUGGGAGAGGUUGGAGUACGGGACAGGCCAGUAUUGCUGUUUUUGUCUUUUCUGGCGUACUUCAUGAGUUGUUGGUUGGGGUUCCUACACAUAAUAUUAUUGGUGUGGCAUUCUUGGGCAUGGUAGCCCAGCUACCCAUGAUUGCUAUCACGGCUCCAUUGGAGAAGAUGGAAGGCAUAAAUGGUCGUAUUAUAGGGAACUGCAUUUUUUGGGUCUCCUUUACGCUCAUCGGUCAGCCGCUGGCAGCUCUUCUCUACUUCUUUGCUUGGCAGGCUAAAUACGGAACGGUUAGCAAGCAGCCCGUAGUAGCUUCGCCUUCUUGA
Lachnellula hyalina is the source of this 1584-nucleotide messenger RNA. It is a transcript of the gene DGAT1-2, whose product is annotated as Diacylglycerol O-acyltransferase 1-2. Gene Ontology annotation, molecular function: diacylglycerol O-acyltransferase activity. The transcript is spliced from 5 exons. Gene Ontology annotation, cellular component: endoplasmic reticulum membrane. The record is from RefSeq and is a predicted model, not a curated record. Bases 1 to 1584 code for a protein of 527 amino acids. Lineage: Eukaryota; Fungi; Ascomycota; Leotiomycetes; Helotiales; Lachnaceae. Gene Ontology annotation, biological process: triglyceride biosynthetic process.